Molecule: messenger RNA, 1179 nt
Organism: Cryptomeria japonica (Japanese cedar)
Lineage: Eukaryota; Viridiplantae; Streptophyta; Pinopsida; Cupressales; Cupressaceae
Product: nuclear transport factor 2-like
Exons: 9
Coding region: 1-1179 (392 amino acids)
Cellular component (GO): ribonucleoprotein complex; cytosol
Molecular function (GO): mRNA binding
Source: RefSeq, a predicted model, not a curated record
AUGGAAUCCCAGCAGUUACAAAGAGAAUUUCCUGCCUCUGAGGUUGCAAACGAAUUUGUGAACCAGUAUUACUGUGUUCUAAACAACUGUCCAGAUAAGCUAUACGAGUUCUACAAAGAUUGCAGCACUAUCACCCGCCCUGAACCCAAUGGUCAAUUGUUGCAUGUAACAACCCUAGAAGCUAUUAAAAACAAUAUAGUGUCUUCGCUCAAUGAGGGAAAUGAGGUUAAAAUAGGAACUGUGGAUUCACAAGAAGCUUAUAAUGAAUCUUAUAUCAUAUUGGUAACUGGGAUCAUAUUAGGGCACGAGAAUGUCGAAAGAAAAUUUGCCCAGUCUUUCUUUUUAGCACCACAGGAGAGAGGCUAUUUUGUUCUAAACGAUGCAUUUCGGUAUUUAGAAGAAUCCCAGUAUUCAGAAGACAAAACUUAUAUGUCGGCUAAUGCUGUUUGUGAUGAGCCUUUGCAGGAAGACAUAGUUCCUGCAAAAGAAAUUCAAAGAUUUGAACCACAACCUUCGAAAUUGGAAAAUAAACAUGCUACUGAAACUGUUGAGAAUGAACAACAGCUUAAGGAUAUUGAGAAAACUAUUUCACCACCAGAAGAAACAACAAAAAUGAGUUUUCUAGCAGUCGAGCACUUCAAAGCCCUUUCAUACAUUUUGAAUGCACGUCGAGCACUUCAAAGCCCUUCAAAGCCCUUUCAUACAUUGAGCCUUUUGAAAGAGAACCCACAUCCUAUUCAAAGGCCAACUGUUGUGGUGAAAUUUCCAAUAAAUACCGGACUGAAAGCAAAUGUACCAUCACAAGUACAUACAACAUCACAAUCGUUGAACUCUAAUUCUGGAAAAGCCCCAGUCAAUGAGAACUCAAUCCAUUUAAGAAAUUUGCCAUGGAAUUCUACAAUUACCUUGCUUGAAGAAGAGUUUAAAAAAUAUGGUUCUAUAAAGCCUGGUGGAAUUCAAAUCAGAGCCAACAAGGAAAAAAACUUUUGCUAUGGCUUCAUUGAGUUCCAAUCAUCAACUUCUGUGGAGAGUGCUGUAAAGGCAUCUCCUAUUGUCAUCUCUGGGCGUCGCGUAUAUGUUGAAAAGAAAAGGUUGGCUGCUUUCAGAGACAAUAUUCCAAAUGGCGUAAAGAGAGGAGGCGAACGUCAAGGACGCAAUGGCUAUGCAAGAAAUUUCUAA